Beta vulgaris subsp. vulgaris (sugar beet) is the source of this 3706-nucleotide messenger RNA. RefSeq lists its product as hypothetical. The coding region runs from base 216 to 3413 and encodes 1065 amino acids. The transcript has 6 exons. NCBI's taxonomy places the organism in Eukaryota, Viridiplantae, Streptophyta, Magnoliopsida, Caryophyllales, Amaranthaceae. The record is from RefSeq and is a predicted model, not a curated record. Gene Ontology annotation, molecular function: phosphatidylinositol binding.
UGGUGCCUGCAUCCGCAGCCCGCAUAGUUAUACAAUCAUAUCGUCGAGGAAGACGUGCCAUAUCGAAAGUAGUAAGUUGGUUUUGAUCACACAACAAAAAUGAAAUCAACUACUUAAACGAAUUUCUCACCUUCUUAAGCCGACAAAUGAUCCACUCGCCCCCUUUAAUGUCGAGUGCAUAUCCAGGUUCUCUUUCUCUCUCUAUGUUUCAGUGAAUGAAACCUGAAGAAAAAAUGGGGAGUGAGGAAAUCACUUCUCCAGAUCAAUUGGGUGGAGGGUUUCAUAAAUCUGAUGGUGGGGAUGGGUUAUCCCCGGUUUCUUCGCAGUAUUCGUCGUGUGAGGAAUCGGAGUUUGAUCGAUAUUGUAGUGCAAAUUCGGUGAUGGGUACGCCUAGUGUGUGUAGUUCAAUGGGAUUUUUUCAUGAUUCUGUGGAUUCUGAUUUUGGGUCAUUGAAGAGUUUGGAGGGUUUUAGUUUGGGGGGUGGGAGGGUUCAUAGGAAGUUUGAGGGCGAAACACGUUCGUUAUUAGCUGGGGAAGCUGGGUUUGGGAAUGGUCUGGAUGAUGCAUUUUGCGAGUCGAAGGAUGAGGGGGGAGGGUUGAGUCCUGUGGGUGGGUUUGAGGGGAAGCUGGAAGUUUUAGAUAAUGCGGGGAGUCCCUCGUCGAGUUGUGGGGUUCAUCAGCGAGUGUUAGGGCGUAAGGUUCUUGAUGGGGAGGUUGGGAAGAAGGAAGAUUUGGCUGUGAUUUUGAAAAAUGUGGAGAAUGUGUUAUUGAAAGGAGCUGUUGCUGCAAGGAGUGCUGCUGAGAAUUUGUUGGACUUAAAUCAUGCAGAGGAAUUGGAGGAUGAGAGAUGCAGAGAGUUGGAUGAGACAUCUUCGAGGUGUGAACACUCGGAGGGUGAAGAUUCGAUGUUCAACUAUGGUUCUGAUGAUGGUUCUCAGCGUACUGCAUACUAUGUGAGGAGUGCAGGGGAUCACCAUCAUGAAGAUGCAAGAUGUGGGGAUUUGGUGCUUAUGAACCCAUCCGUGGCUUUUGGAUCUAAUGACUGGGAAGACUUUGAGUUACAUGGAAUGGAAGAUACCAAGUCGCUUUCUGAUAAUUUUUGGUUGCGGCAGCAAUCAAGUUGUGAAACUGAAAGUAAUAACUCAGAUUUGGCUUCGACAAGGUCUAUUUCUAACAGAAAUCUUUGUUGUCAUGAGGAAGAAAGAAAAGAAAGGGAUGUUACUGUAGACAGUGAUGAUCUCCAAGGAUUUGAUCUAUCAUUGGAUCGUUCUCUUAGUUGUCAGACCACCAAUACUCAUACCUUAAAUUUUUUGGAAGCAGGGGGUACAAUGGUUACUGGGGACAUUCCAGGAAGGUGCAAACAGAUUACCAGUAAUGAUGAAUCGGAUGAGUAUCUUGAGAAUUGUUCUGUAUACGAUGUAUUCCAAAAGCAAUGUCCUCCAGUGCAUAUAAUGGCAGAGAUUGGCUCCAUUACAGGUGAUAAAGAAAGAAAGGACCUGGAUAGGACUAGUGAUACAACAAGUGGCAGUGGCGAACAUGCCGUUCCGCAACAUGACUUGGAUCCAGUGCCUGAUACAGGGGCAGGUGAAGCUUCUUUUUCUUCAAUUAAUGUUCACAGAGAUCUUAAGUUUGAUAUCUGUCAAGGAGACCAAGUGGAUUCUCCUAAGAAAUAUGUGUCAAAUUCAACCUCAACAUGGCUUGAGAGUGAAAAGGGGAGGAUUUCUGGUGAUUCAAAUCAAUGCAGAGAGAUAAUGAGCAGCAAGGGCAAAGAUUUCGAGAUGAAUGCAUUGCAUGAUGACUUAGUACAUGAUAUGGAAGAGAUCUUGUUAGAAUCUUGUGAUUCCCCUGUGAGAAGGUUGAAGCAAAGGUAUAUAGGCUUCCAAUCUGAGCAAUCGUCCCCUUUAAGCGAUGGUGACUCCGUUGCUUGUACUUCUGGUUUUGAUGGUGGAAACUCCUUGAUUAACCACCCUCUUAGAAUUGAUGGCAUUGAAGUAGUUGGUGCAAAGCAGAGAAAGGGAGAUAUCUCACUUAGUGAAAGACUGGUUGGGGUGAAGGAAUACACUGUAUACUUAAUACGGGUGAGGAGUGGCAAGGAUCAGUGGGUAGUUGAGCGUCGCUAUCGAGACUUUUAUGCACUUUAUCAUCAGCUGAAAACAUCUUUUGCUGCUCGAGAAUGGAUUCUUCCUCCUGUGUGGUCUUCCGUUGACAAAGAAUCCAAAAAAUUCUUUGGUAACACUUCUCCAGAUGUUAUUGCAGAGAGAAGUACUCUUAUCCAAGAAUGUUUAUGUUCCAUUCUCCAGUCGAGGUAUUUUUCCAGUCCUCCAAGUGCCCUGAUAUGGUUUCUCUCUCCGCCAGAAGCGCUUUUGAGUUCCUCUCAAUCAAAUGCUGUGAUGCAUCAAUUUGAUGUGGGUGCACAUCCUAGUUUAGGGAAGACGAUAUCACUGAUAGUUGAUAUCCAAUCUCACAAAUCUGUGAAAGAGCUUCUAGAUACACAACAUUAUACAUGUGCUGGGUGCCAUAUACAUUUUGACAAUGGUAAGACUCGCAUGCUAGAAUUUGUACAGACCUUUGGUUGGGGUAAACCACGAUUUUGUGAAUAUACGGGUCAGCUGUUUUGUUCUUCGUGUCAUACAAACGAGACUGCGGUUCUGCCUGCCAGAGUUUUACAUAACUGGGAUUUUACCCCUUAUCCAGUUUCCCAGAUGGCCAAGUCAUUCCUGGAUUCAAUAAUUGACAAGCCUAUGCUCUGUGUCAGUGCAGCAAAUCCUUUCCUUUUUUCUCGUGUCCCUGCGCUCCUUCAUGUCAUGGGUAUUAGGAGGAAAAUUGGGACAAUGCUUGCAUACAUCCGCUGCUCGUUUCGUAGGUCUAUCUACAGAAGACUUGGAUAUCGAAAAUAUCUUCUUGAAGGAAAUGACUUUUUUGCACUAAGGGACCUUGUUGAUCUCUCCAAAGGUGUAUUUGCAGCACUCCCGGCAAUUCUAGAAGCUGUAUUGAAGAAAAUUCAGGAGCACAUUACAGAGCUGUGUCUCGAGUGCUGCGACAAUGGCAUACCUUGUGGUGCUAGACAGGCUUGUGAUGACCCAUCCUCUCUUAUUUUUCCUUUUCAGGAGGAGGACAUUCAGAGGUGUAAGUCUUGUAAAUCAGUUUUCCACAAGCAUUGCUUCAUCAAACUCCUGGAGUGCCCAUGCGGAGUAGUCCUUAAAAGGGUAGGUAGCGAUCAAUCAACGAGUAAGUUGAGGCUCGUGAGCACUGGCAGCGCUGCUGGAUCUUUGUCUUUGACAGCAAAGAAAUCCAGUUCACGAUCACCGUCUGGAUUCCUUACGGGUUUGUUCUCAUUUUCAAGUCUAGAGAAAGGGCACAAGGAGAAUGAUAAUGUGAUCCUGAUGGGAUCGUUGCCAACUACCUCACUAUGAUCCCUUGUACAUGUACCAUAUCUACAUCUGUGUGUAUUGUAUUGUAGUUUGUAGAUGAAAUCUAUAUUUUUGGCCAUUCUUUUUGUAAAAAAAUAUGGUUGUAACAAGUUAGGUGAUUAGAAAAGAAGGAGGAGAUGAUUUUGUAUUGAUAUUAUUUGUCAAUCACCUGCCUUGGUUUCUUUUACAUCGAGAAAUUGGAUAGGAAAGGGAAGCAUGGUUGUGUACUUGUAAGUCUGUAUGAGGCUAUGAUCUCUUCUUUGCAUCAUCUAUCAAAACAUCUUUCUUAGUAUAUA